UGAAAGCGAAGAUUUGACAUAAAGAUUCAUCAUGAGAGCUCUUGUGCUUCUUUUCUUGGUCUUUUCUGUUGAGAGUGCACCAGCUGAAGAGAAAUGCCCGUAUGGAUGGACACCUUUUAGUGUGCAUUGCUACAAAUUCUUCCCUCAGUCAGUUAACUGGAUCACAGCUGAGAAAAACUGUCAAUCCAUUGAUGCAAAUCUUGCAUCAGUGCGCAGUACAGUGCAAAACAACUUUCUCCUCAGUCUGAUUGUGCCUGCUAACACACGUGCUUGGAUUGGUGGCCAUGAUGGUGAAAUGGAUGGACAAUGGCUGUGGUCUGAUGGAUCUCAAUUUGAUCUUACCAACUUUUGCACUGGAGAACCUAACAAUUAUGGUGGUCCUGAGAGCUGCCUGGAGAUAAACUUUCCCACUAACCAUUGCUGGAAUGAUGAGUCCUGUACAACAACCACAAUGGGUUACAUUUGUGCCAAACCUCUGAAAUCAUGAAAAAUCUAUCUGUAUAAAAAGUACUAUGAUUGUACUGCAUGCCUAUACAUUUUUUUCUGAUCUUAUCUUUAAAAUCUUUAAAAUAUCUCUGAAAUUGUCUUUAUAAAUUACUGAACCUUUCUGAAAUCUUCUCAAAUCAAUAAAAGCAUUUAUAAAGCAAA
Messenger RNA from Paramisgurnus dabryanus, 648 nucleotides. Its product is annotated as ladderlectin-like. NCBI's taxonomy places the organism in Eukaryota, Metazoa, Chordata, Actinopteri, Cypriniformes, Cobitidae. The record is from RefSeq and is a predicted model, not a curated record.